AGAUAAAUCUUUAAAAUGACAGCUUUGAAACUUUUUGUCCUUACAGUGAUGGAGUGGGGGGAAGAUAUUAAAACAAUUUCAGAAGAUGAAGCAGUCAUGUUGGUGAACCAUCAGGCAACAGGAGAUGUGUGCACUCUGAUGAUGUGCCUCCAGGACAAAGGACUGGUUGUUGCUCAGAUGAUGUGGUUGAUGGAUCAUAUUUUUAAAUACACAAACUUUGGAAUUGUUUCUCUAAUUCAUGGAGACUUCUUUAUAAGACAGGGAAAAUCUCAUCGUGACCAACAGCUUCUUCUUCUUAAGAAGCACCUAGAAAAUAAUUACAGGAGCAGAGAUCGAAAAUGGAUUGUUCUAUUUCCAGAAGGGGGCUUCCUCAGGAAGAGGCGAGAAACCAGUCAGUCAUUUGCCAAGAAAAAUAACUUGCCAUUUCUUACACAUGUCACUUUGCCGAGAGUUGGGGCAACAAAAAUUAUUUUGCGUGCACUUGUAGCACGACAGGAAAAUGGGAGUCCAGCAGGAGGAGACACUAAGGAGUUAGACAACAAAUCAAAAGGCCUCCAGUGGAUAAUAGAUACAACCAUAGCUUAUCCCAAAGCUGAACCCAUAGAUAUUCAAACCUGGAUCCUUGGAUACAGGAAACCAGCAGUCACACAUGUACAUUACAGAAUCUUUCCAGUUAAAGAUGUUCCCCUGGAGACCGAUGACCUUUCUGACUGGCUCUAUCAGCGUUUUAUUGAAAAAGAGGACCUCUUAUCGCAUUUUUAUGAAACAGGGGCUUUUCCACCUCACAAGGGCCAUAACGAAGCUGUUUCCCGGGAGAUGACCCUCAGCAAUAUGUGGAUAUUUCUCAUACAGUCUUUUGCAUUUUUGUCAGGCUAUAUGUGGUACAACAUCUUUCAGUACUUUUACCAUUGCCUGUUUUAGGAAUUGACUUGGACUUGUCAUGGUCACCAUAGGAAUUUGGACUUUCAUGAGUGUGCAUUAUUUUACAUGUGCAAAUCAGAAUAUUAAAAAACAAGCAAAGGAGAUUCAA
Molecule: messenger RNA, 1030 nt
Organism: Odocoileus virginianus texanus
Lineage: Eukaryota; Metazoa; Chordata; Mammalia; Artiodactyla; Cervidae
Source: RefSeq, a predicted model, not a curated record